Felis catus (domestic cat) is the source of this 8009-nucleotide messenger RNA. RefSeq names its product septin 11 (gene SEPTIN11). The record is from RefSeq and is a predicted model, not a curated record. Gene Ontology annotation, molecular function: GTPase activity; GTP binding; molecular adaptor activity. Bases 191 to 1468 code for a protein of 425 amino acids. The transcript is spliced from 10 exons. Gene Ontology annotation, cellular component: microtubule cytoskeleton; septin ring; septin complex. Lineage: Eukaryota; Metazoa; Chordata; Mammalia; Carnivora; Felidae. Gene Ontology annotation, biological process: cytoskeleton-dependent cytokinesis.
GCGGGAGGGGCGGCGGCGUGGGGGGAGCAGAUGCCGCUGGCUUCGAGCGGGAGCCGGGUGCUGGCAGAGCGCAGCCGCGAGGGAGGCGCGGGGGAGGCGAGCCGGAGCCCGAGCCCGAGCCCGAGCGGGAGCAGCAGCCAGUGUUGGCGGAGAGCACCCGGGCGCAGCUGGAGUCGGAGCCGCAGCCGCGAUGGCCGUGGCCGUGGGGAGACCGUCUAAUGAAGAGCUUCGAAACUUGUCCCUUUCUGGCCAUGUUGGAUUUGACAGUCUCCCUGACCAGCUGGUCAACAAGUCUACUUCUCAAGGAUUCUGUUUCAACAUCCUCUGUGUUGGUGAGACCGGCAUCGGCAAAUCCACGUUAAUGGACACUUUAUUCAACACCAAAUUUGAAAGUGACCCAGCUACUCACAAUGAACCAGGUGUCCGGUUAAAAGCCAGAAGUUAUGAGCUUCAGGAAAGCAAUGUACGGCUGAAGUUAACCAUCGUUGACACUGUGGGAUUUGGAGACCAGAUAAACAAAGAUGACAGCUAUAAGCCAAUAGUGGAAUAUAUUGAUGCUCAAUUUGAAGCCUACUUACAAGAGGAAUUGAAGAUCAAACGUUCUCUCUUCAACUACCACGACACCAGGAUCCACGCAUGCCUCUACUUCAUUGCCCCUACUGGCCAUUCACUGAAGUCUCUGGACCUAGUCACCAUGAAAAAGCUGGACAGCAAGGUGAACAUCAUUCCAAUAAUUGCAAAAGCUGACACGAUUGCCAAAAAUGAAUUGCACAAAUUCAAGAGUAAGAUCAUGAGUGAACUAGUCAGCAAUGGAGUCCAGAUAUAUCAGUUCCCCACAGAUGAAGAAACGGUGGCAGAGAUUAAUGCAACAAUGAGUGUCCAUCUCCCGUUUGCUGUGGUCGGCAGCACUGAAGAGGUGAAGAUCGGCAACAAGAUGGCGAAGGCCAGGCAGUACCCCUGGGGUGUGGUGCAGGUUGAGAAUGAAAACCACUGUGAUUUUGUGAAACUUCGGGAGAUGCUGAUCCGCGUGAACAUGGAAGAUUUGCGAGAACAGACUCACACCCGCCAUUAUGAACUGUAUCGGCGCUGUAAGCUUGAGGAGAUGGGGUUCAAGGACACUGACCCUGACAGCAAGCCCUUCAGUCUUCAGGAGACGUACGAAGCAAAAAGAAAUGAAUUUCUGGGAGAACUUCAGAAGAAAGAAGAAGAAAUGAGGCAAAUGUUUGUUAUGAGAGUGAAGGAGAAAGAAGCUGAACUCAAAGAGGCAGAGAAAGAGCUCCAUGAGAAGUUUGACCUCCUAAAGCGGACACACCAAGAAGAGAAGAAGAAAGUGGAAGACAAGAAGAAGGAGCUGGAGGAGGAGGUGAACAACUUCCAGAAGAAGAAGGCAGCGGCUCAGCUCCUGCAGUCCCAGGCACAGCAGUCUGGGGCCCAGCAAACCAAGAAAGACAAGGAUAAGAAAAACUGACCAUCUGCCUCUUGAGAGAGAGAAGUGGGCAUCCUUCCUUUAAAUUCAGGAACCAUUGUUGUUUUAUUUAACUCUUUUUCUGUUAUCUGCAUCCCUUAUAAGAGUUGUUUUGGGUUUGGGAUUCUGUUUUGGAAAAAAAAAAAAAAUCCAGUUAGCCAGUUCUGUUUUAUGUAUUGGUUAUUCAAACUUAGUUUGGUAUCAAAAUUAUGCCAGUUUUAAGUUCAAGGGGAAAUUUAAGUGAAGUUUAAGUCACAGAAUUCUGGUUAAGAAUCUGUCAUCUCAGAUACAACCAAAAGAUCCCUCUGCUGUCACUGGGGUUAUGACCUACAAGUCUUAAUCAUGUUUAAAAUGUGCCAGUGUUGGGUAGAGGACUUUUCUGCCUCUGGGACUCACUUUAUACUUUAAGGUACCUUAAAAUAACUUUCUGGCCCAUCCCUGCCUUUCUAUGUACUGUGAACCUCCGCUUUACCUUGUUUCCAAAGUUUUUUGUGUCCCAGACCAUGGGAACAAACCCCAACAAACUAUAAAGCUGUCCCAGACAAUCGCUUCAAUACAAUGGUUCUGAUCACAUUGUCUUCUCAGUUACCCAGGUGGCUUUCUCUACCAUGUCUGUGGAAAAAAGUUUGCUAGAAUUCACUUAAAGUACACCCAACCUGCAAACACACACUUCUGCCAGUUGAGGCUGUAUGCUGACCCAAUUGUGAAGGGCUGGAGAGAUGGAAGGGCUAGAUUACUUUAUUAGCAGUCACCUAUUAGGGGCACUUUUCCUAAUCAAGGGACAACUUCUAAAGUCAUUUCUGUUCUAGAGCACGAACAUGCAUUUAAGUUACCUUAUAAUUUCAUUACUUAUCUAUAUCUAGUCUUUGCUUAUUUCCGUCACUUUUCAGCCCCAUGUUAGGAGGACCAUGAAAAUACUAUUGGUGGCACGGGUUGCCCUUGGGAGUGUUCUCCUCCAUUUAAGAAUGGUAACACGUGCUUCUGUGGUGAAAUGAAACAACAGUCCCUACCUCUUAAAUCAUUUGAAUCAUUUGCUUCUUGGAAAGAGGUUUCUUUAGAGCAAUUGGAUGAGCACACUGGUGAGAGGCUUUCUUAGAAAGAUACUGUAAUUAAAUGCAAUAAAGUCAAAUUCAUCUGAGCCAUUAAAUGAUCAAAAUAUAAAUGUCAAGAGCCAUCCCCUCCAUAUUACAUUAUAAUCUGUAAACAUAUAAAUCUGCUAGUGAUGUCACCAGUGGUUUGGGGGUGGAAGGGUAGGUGGCAACUCCUUAACUGAUACCAGAGCAUGACCUAUCAGUUUUGUAAGUUAAACACAAACACCCUAUUAUGUGGAACCAUGUACGUACUAAGAACAGUAAUGAGAUUUAUUUUUAAUAUUUUGAUAUGAAUUUAACCCUAUCAGUCAUGUUAAAAAUGAAUUCUGCAUCAGCUGGUAAAGACCUUUUUUUGAGCAAUAUUUAAAAAUCCAAGCAGGUAGUUUUUUUUUUUUUUUUUUUUAAAGUAGAGAAAUGUACAGUCUAUUGUUGCUAUUCCCUUUUUUCUCCCAUUUUGGCCAGGUUAGAGGAAACGUGGGGGAACAAGUUAUUACAAUAGGUUAGCUUCUGUUCAGUGACCUAGGGAAAGUUGACCAGAUGCCACCGGUCAAGUGUGCUGUCCUCUCCAUUGAUUUGGAGUUUUACUUCAGGUGGUUCCUUUUCUCAGGUGUUGAAAAAACUGAUAGGUUCUCAAGUUCUCCUGGCUGACCAGUGAAGAGAUGUGAAACCAUCCCAGGACUAAUUAUCAAUAAUAAAAAUCAUUUGCUUAUCCCUAGCUAGAUUGUCGAAAAGAAAAGCAAGAACUGAGCCAACUGAACGGAUUUCCAUUGGUAAUGGGCUUUUUAUUUUUCAUUUGGUCUUUUUAAAAAUAUUACUUGAUUUCAGAUACAGAUUGCCUUCUUGCUUGCUACAAGUGUAGUCUAGAUGGUCUACUUGAGAUUGGCGCAUGUAUAAAGGAGAGAUCUUCCGAAUCAGUAUUUGCUGAGCUGGAGCGGAAAAAAAUUAACUCAUCUUCCCAAUAUGCUAGGCCAAACUCCCCCCCCCCCCCCCCCCAGCCAAUCCACUGUAUCUACCAAAUGAAACUUCCUUCUUAGUUAUUGAUGGGUUUUUGCCUAUUGGCCUAGCUUGUAAGUAAACCGUUCUGGAUGUCUGAAAAACUACAGAACCUUCACUGUAUUUCAAUGCUGUUUCUACACCAAACCUUUUGCUUUGCAGAUGACUGUCCUUUCCACCCUGGAGACAGUGGUAUCAGUGUGGAUCCCUUUGAAGAUCCUUGCACUUGAGUUCUUGAGACCAUGGCAUUUAGUCCUUGUGACUGGUACCAUCUGGCUUUCAGAUCAGUCUCUAGCAAGUAGCUGAAACCCCCUUGCCUAUCGAAGGGAUUUAAUGUGUUGAUUUGAAAAGACUAAUUGUAGUUUUGCAUAGUUGCACUACAAGAAGAAAAGAUGAAUUGUGAGCCUAGAUAUCAACUCACCUCCCUUCCCAAUCUUCCUAACCUGACAAAUAGCUAUACAGAAAUGAGAUCUCUUGGCUGUCAGUGGAAUAGUGUUGAAGCACAAAUGAAGAUCUAACAUCUGCCUCAAAUCAGUUACUUGCUGUGCUGUGAGUUGAAUGGCACUUUGGUCCAUGUAGAAACUUUCAAAAUUACAGCACCUAGAUCAGAGGAGGCAGAGGCUAUUAUAAUGAGGCUGGUCCCUGUCCCACAUUUAAAACAAACAAAAACCCAAAAGUGUGUAUGGGGUAGUGCAGAAUAAUAAUUGUUCAAAGAGUCCAACUUAACCAUGCCUUCUCUGCCCAAUGCUCUUAGAACUGUGAAGGCGCCAUUCUAGCACUCCUGCCCUUUAUUCACAUCCAUCCACCCACCUUCCCCACCCUGUCCCUCUCUCUCUUUACAAACACUUUAUUCUCUAUACUGUACCAGGCCUACAUUAGAUGCUGGGAAUGUAGCCAAACACUAUGAAUUGCACUUGUCUCUGUAUAUCUUAUGAACACAGCAAGUUUUUGGAGCAAAAGGUAAGCCCUUUCAAUGCUAAAUUGCUUAAAGACAUUGUAUUCUGAAAAGCAAAAGCCCUCUCCCCCACCUUGCCCAGAUUGCUUUUCAUUGAUUGCUUAAGGUUGCCCUUCAGUCUGGAGUGUCCUCUUUCCUAACAAAAUAAGCUGUUUCUGAGAAAUGAGAAACCAGUUCACCGGGCCUAUACUUUUCUACUACUCUGCUGUUGUGUAACACAUUAAGAUCAACAAUUCUGGCAUUUGAUAGGCUAUGAAGAUUGUACUUUAUAGUCAAGACAAAGGGAGAGGUUUUUCCCAGUUCACCCUUAACUCAGAAGCUCCUGGAAACUAAAAAUGAAUUGUGAGCGCUGCCCAAAUUUCUCUGGUAAGAUAUUCUUGGUUACCUCUUAUUACACUUUCCAAUAAUAAAGGGCUUGCAAGACAGAGGUCUCUAUCCUACACCUGGGUCUUAGGCAUAUUGGUACAUCAUAGAAACCAUAAACUCAUGGUGAGUGAAAGCUUUAAUUCCUUGAUGCAAUCUAUGCUAUAUAAGCAUGUACUUCAUCUUUUCUGUCUUAAUGAAUUUGGUCAAAUCAACUCAAAGCUUGCUGGACUCAAAUCCAGCAAGGUUUGGGGGUUGGCUAUUUUCAAGUAUUCUCAAUCGCAUUUCUAGGUUAUUUUGCAGGACUAGACAACUCACAAAAAUUAUGAUUAGUUUUGUAAAACUGGUUUUGUUUCUGUCGUCACAAUCUGCUCCAUACCAUGGCAGAUCUUGGGCAUUUCCCCUCAGUCCCAGAUACAUACACAGGUCUCCUGUGCUUAAAUGUGAAUUUAUAACUGCAAAUGAUGUUAAUGUUUAACAAGAGACAAGUGUUCAACUCCUCACUCUCCUACAGUCAGCCCAAGUGACUCAAUUUCUCCCAGAUACUUAAAAAGAUGUUUUAUUUUCCUGGAGGCACCACCUAGUGGCCAAAGCUCAAAACAUUUAAUAACAGGAAGAGGAGACAUUCUAUUAACAAUUUAAAGGCUAAUUUCAAGAAUUUUGGAGGUUUCAGAAGUAAUUACAUUAGACAACACUUUGUGUUAUCAAAUAUAAAGGGCAAAGGUUUGAGUUAGAAAUUGAACCUUAUUAAAAAUUCUUAGCUAUGUGGCAUAAUUCUCUAACCCUCAACUUGCUAAUGCAGACCAGGGGUAGGAGUUUUCAGGAUGGUUGUGAGACCAUCUGGCAUAGUAUCUUCCCUUUCCACCUGAAAAUGUACAAACUACCUUUAGGACAAAGACAAGCUCCUUACCAUGUUGGCCUAGCAUCAGCAGUCACAUUAAGUGAAAGGCCAGUGUUGCUCUGGGCAGUAAUGUUCAAGCACGACUUACUUUCUUAUUUCAGGAACUCCAGAAUGAGUAAAUUAGGAAGCUUGAAAAUCCAGGUAUGUAAGAGUACAGUGGACACACAUAUGUUGUUUCUAACAGAAGAAAAUAAAUACUAUCUGGGGGACAGACACCAAUGUCUUAAUUCCAACAGUGGAGAUGUUAAGCUCCGUCUAAUCAGCUCAACUGAGUGAAGAGCUAUGCUCUAGCUUCCUUCAAACCAAAGGCAGUGUCAGCAACACUUGAGGCAAAUUGGUUUUACCUUUUUACUGGCAUUUGGGAACACUCCCCAUUCCCAGCCUUCCCCCUCCCCCACACUAAUACAUCAUCUGUGGAAAAAACAUUCAAUUCUCCACAGAUAACUUUAUACUCUCAAAUUGAACAAAAAAUAGCUUCUUCGCUAUAGUCUGAAUUUCAAGAGGUAGAGCAUUCACUUUAACUUUUUCUGUUAAAUGAAAGAUUGGAUAAUUUAUACCUAUUUAUUCCCUUGCCUUUGUGGAGGUUUCAUGGAAUGAUAGGCUUUCUAACCACGUGGAGAUACCAAUUACCCAUAAAACUCAAGUUUUCAAAUACUGAAAGAAUAAUUUGUGAUGGGAUGCCAAGAUUUAAGACAAGUAACUCGGGACAGAGUAAUGAGCAGGAACAUCUUCAAUGAAAAACUCCAUGCUGUUCAAGAAUAUUGUGCUUUUUCUGUCUCGAUCCAUGAGGUCAGGCUCCUCAGAGCCAAGAACCCAUGGUAGCUCAGGUCUCUGGAACAGUGAACUGAAAAGUGAACUAAGUACCUUCAUUUAAUUGAACUAUGGGCUAAAUAGCUUUGAAGCAUGAAAGCUGGCAGCCCAACCAUCCCAACUCAGUUUCCCAGAAGAACUACCAUGUUCUGGGGCACCUGGGUGGCUCAGUCAGUUAAGUGUUUGACUUUGGCUCAGUUUAUGAUCUCUCGAUUCAUGAGUUCGAGCCCCACGUUGGGCUCUGUGCUGACGGCUCAGAGCCUGUAGCCUGCUUUGAAUUCUGUGUCUCUCUCUCUGCUGUCCUGCUUGUGUGCACUCUCUCUCCAAAAUAUUUUUAAAAACACUUUUUUUUAGAAACAAUACUAUGUUCCAAAAUGACUUACCAGUUUUUGGUAAGAUUAGAAAACCUCAAAGUCAACUAAUUAAAAUCUUAUUGCCCUCUUAUAUUCAAUCUGUAGUGGCUGGACUAGAAAUAUUCUAAUGUUAGACUCAGUUUCAUCCCUAGCUUGAACAUCUGUUAAAUGGAGGUAGGGGGGGAUUAAGUGCCAUUUAUUUAACAGAAAUGGUGAACAUGUGUAGUUGUAAAUUUCUUAGAGCUUCCCAAUGCAGGAGAAUUAAGUAACAGACCAGAUGAAAAUUAGGGUGUGAUUUUUAAAAAUGUGUAUCUACAAAGCCAAUCUCUUGCUAUCUUCACCCAUAAACAGUUCAUGUUUUUAAAACUUCCCUCCCACUGCCUGUACUUACACGGAAGUAAAAGUUUCCCAUUUGAAUGGAUUGCAAGGUUGUGCAGGCAGUCAAACCUUAGUAAUUUCAAAGAAGUGGUGACCUAAGAAUACUCUUGCUCUGCUAAACAGAACGAAACCAGUGGGCUAAAAAUGAUGUCAUCCAGACAUGGGUGCUCUCACAAACCAUUCCAUCAAAUGAAAAUUUACUAUUUGGAAGGUAAGAAAAAGAGAUAAUAGAAAAAUUCUUUACGUCAAAACCUACAUUCCUCAGUCACAUUUAAAUCCUGUUUUAUUUUCUGUGAGCAUAUAUUUGGGACUUUUAUCCCAAUACCAGUGUCUAAGCAAUCAGGAACUUGUACCUCUUCACAAGCAGAAAAAAAGUUAAAGAUACAAAGGUUAAGGACAACUUUUAUUGCUACCAGAGGCUUUUUAUCAUCAGCACAUGGUUCUGACUGCAAUACCUUCUUCAGACUGAACAGGGAGCUGAGGAUCCAGAAGUCAUUAAGAGAAAUACAGGGAGGGUGAAUAACUUCCAUCAAGAAAAUCCUAAUAGCUUAACAUAAAUCUAGGGCACUGAAUUCAGUUAUUACAUGUUAUAGACCCAAAUCAUAGAGCUGCCCUGACAUCUAGACAGUCUCUCCUACUGAUUACAAAUGAAAACUGAUCAGUUACCAAAAAAAAAAAACACAACAAAAAAAACACUUUA